Molecule: messenger RNA, 2838 nt
Organism: Dovyalis caffra
Lineage: Eukaryota; Viridiplantae; Streptophyta; Magnoliopsida; Malpighiales; Salicaceae
Source: the annotation of a GenBank genome assembly
AUGUCGCAGUCGCAUGGCGAAGAAAAAAAUGAUGGGAGCUUCAUCAUUUCGAAAGCAGCUAAUUCUUCACAAGAGAAUAACUUCAAUCAAAGGAUGGGCACAGCUGAUGAUAAGUGGGGUGACGAGUGCUCUGUAAUUGGGGACAAGGGAGAGAUUGAGUUUAUUGAUUAUCAAAAUGACAAAUCUGUGUGUAGUUAUGAUCCCAGUGAAGAGGGUCCUGUUGUCAUUUCUGCCCCAUUUCCAUUUGUAGAGGGAAAGCCCCGAGCAGUGUUUGUUGGGGAAACUGCUAUUGAUUCCAUUACUAUUAAGAACACCACCUCUGAAGCUGUUGAUUUAUGGACCAAAAUUUAUGCCUCGACUCCCGAGGAUUCUUUUAAGCUUUCAUUGAAGAAACCUCCAUCAACUAAUGAUGUUAAGGACAGUGAAGGCUUCAUAGAUUUUUUAGUAAUGGAGGAUCGAAUGCUUCAGCCUGGCGAGGUCUUAACCAUUUGGUUGUCCUGCAAACCUACGGAACUUGGCCUGUGCACUACAGUGGUGCAUUUUGACGUUGGCAAUGAUAGGAUAGAACGAGUGGCUUUUAUGUUGGCUGAAGAUAAGAUAUCUCAGUCUUUGGCUCCCAAAAAGCCUUAUUCAAGAGGCCAAAGAAAGAAACACUUCUCCGUGGAAACAUUUGUUGCUGCAGGUUCACGUCCAGCAAGGGCACUGGGUCGAGUGUACAAAAACAGGCUUCCUCGUUAUGAUAUUCCUAAAGAUAUUAGAGAAUUGAUUGAGAGCAAGCAGAUCCCUGAUGCUAUCAUGGGAGGUCUAACAAUAGAGAAUUAUGCUUCUUACUUCAAAACACUAUUGAUCAUGGAAGAACUGCAACUGGAGGAAGACAUGAGGAAUCAUGACAUGGAGUGUAUUACGAUGAGGAGGAAGGGGAAUUAUCUCUCCCUUGUAGUCCCAGGGCUUGCUGAACGGAGGCCCUCCCUUGUCCAGGGGGAUGAUGUUUUUGCACAGCCUGUAGAUGCAGAUGACACAACAAUUCCAUAUCAGGGCAUUAUCUACCGAGUCGAGGCUGAUGAAGUGCACUUGAAGUUUUCCCGAGACUUUCACCUGUGCCAUAAUGAUAGAAAUCUUUACAAUGUGCACUUCAAAUAUAGUCGAGUUAAUAGUAGAAGACUGUAUCAGGCCAUUGAUGCUGCAAAGGAUUUAGAAACAGAGAUGCUGUUUCCAUCUGAGACCUCUGGAAUUAGGCAUAUUGAAACUUCUACUCUGGUGCCUAUAUCUUGUAGUCUUAAUGAGGAGCAGAUCUGUUCAAUAGAGAUGAUUCUUGGCUGCAAAGGAGGCCCACCUUAUGUGAUUUAUGGGCCUCCAGGGACAGGUAAAACCACGACAAUUAUAGAAGCAAUGCUCCAGCUUUAUCAGAAAAGAAAGAGUGCUCGGAUUCUUCUAUGCGCACCUUCAAAUAAUGCAGCAGAUUACCUGUUAGAGAAGCUUCUCAGUGAGGAAGCUGUUCACAUUCAAGAGCACGAAAUAUUUAGGCUUAAUGCACCAUCCCGUCCAUUUGAGGACAUGAAGCCUGAUCUUAUUCGUUUUUGUUUAUUUGAUGAGCGUAUCUUCAUAUGUCCUCCACUUGGUGCUCUUACUCGCUAUAGAAUCAUCAUAUCUACCUAUACGAGUGCCUCUCUUCUCAAUGCUGAAGGUGUUGAGCGAGGCCAUUUCUCUCAUAUUUUCUUGGAUGAGGCUGGCCAAGCUUCCGAACCCGAGAGCAUGAUUUCUAUAUCGAACUUCUGCAACAGGGAUACAGUUGUUGUUCUUGCUGGAGACCCCAUGCAAUUGGGUCCAGUAAUAUACUCCAGAGAUGCAGAGAGAUAUGGACUGGGGAAAUCAUACUUGGAGAGGCUCUUUGAAUGUGAAUCUUUUUAUAACGAAAAUGAAAAUUAUGUGACAAAACUGAUAAGAAACUACAGAUGUCACCCAGAAAUUCUGUAUCUUCCUUCAAUGUUGUUCUAUGAGGGAGAAUUGAUGGCCUGCAGAGAGUCAAAUGAUGAUUCAACUUCCUUGAUGACUUUGACAAACCUCCUUCCAGGGAAGAACUUUCCUGUCCUCUUCUUUGGCAUCCAAGGCUGUGAUGAGAGGGAAGGAAAUAACCCAUCAUGGUUUAAUCGAAUUGAAGCAAGCAAGGUAGUAGAGAUCAUCAAGAAGCUGACUACAAGGGGUAACCUGAGCGACACUGAUAUUGGGGUCAUAACACCUUAUCGGCAGCAAGUACUCAAACUAAAGAAAGCACUUGAAGACUUAGAUAUGCCUGACAUUAAAGUUGGCAGUGUAGAACAAUUUCAAGGACAAGAAAGGAAGGUUAUCAUUGUAUCUACUGUGCGAUCAACAAUCAAACACAAUGAGUUUGACAGAGUCCACUGUUUGGGAUUCUUAAGCAACCCAAGAAGGUUUAAUGUGGCUAUUACUCGUGCUAUAUCUCUGCUUAUCAUUACUGGGAAUCCACACAUUAUUAGCAAGGACCAGUACUGGAAUAAACUUCUAUGGCACUGUGUAGAUCACGACUCCUAUCAAGGUUGUGCUCUCCCAGAAAGACAGGAGUAUGUUGACGACUAUCCAACCUAUGAGGAUUGUGUCAACUACAAUGGAGAACAGCCUUUGCCCUCUGGAGAAGUUGGAUGGUGUCCGGCAUCCUCGCAAACAGAAAUUCAAAAGCCUGUGACAAAUGAAGCUGAGUGGUCUGAUGGUUGGCAACCUGUGUCCUCUGGCGAAAUUGGAUGGGAUCAUCCAGGGUCAUCUCAAGCAGAAAUUCCAGCACCUGUGACAGAUGAAGCUGAAUGGUCUGAUGGUUGGCGGUAA